ACCGCUGCUGCUGCCGCCGCCGCUACCGCCGCCGCCACUGGUCGAGCGGUUUUUUUUUUUCUUUUGGUUUGCCGGAUCCGCCAUAUUGACGAGGACGGGUAUCCGCGGCUGCGGAAGCUAGUCUCCGCUGCCGCCGGAGCUGCAACCUCUCCUCACCCGGCCCGUUUGGGCCUCUGCCGCGCCGAGCCCCUCCCCGCCUUGCACAGCCCACAGGCCUCGCGGGAGACCGCUGCACCGCCUCUCUCUCACGGGAGGCGGCCGCCUUAGCGCCCGGUGCUCGGCUCGGCGCCGGGAGCGAGAAGGUAGCCGCAGCAGAGCGACCAGGCCUGGAGCAGGACAGAGGCGGCGUCUAGGGGAAGGUGAAGGUGCCGCUGCAGGAGGAGGAGCGGGAGGAGGUGACGCAGGAGAAACGCACCGCCCGGAGCCCUUCAGAGCUCAGCUAGAGCCCCAGCCCGAGGGGAGAAGGGGGAAGAGGGCCGCUGCCGGCCGAGGAGGAGGAGGAGGAGGAGGCGGCGGCUGCGGCCACCGCUGCUGCAGGGUGGACACGGUGAGGAGCGAAUUCCAGCGCUCGUGUGCAGCCCCUUAGUUUUAACGCCUGCACUCCCGAGCCCGGUCGCCGCAGCCUCUGGACACUUUGUCGCCCGUCACCCGCGGGCCUGGGAUGCUCCCAGGUUAGGCCUUGCCCCGGGACCGAGGUUUGCCUCCCUUUCUGCGUCCCGCCUCCGCGUGUCCCGGUUCUGAGAAGAAGACGCCUGUGUCGUGCGGAUCUUGAAAUACCUUUUCUGAUAUCUCAAGAAGACGAGAGAUUUCGUGGAUAUCUCCUCAGAGAUCAUUUUUCUUUGACGUGGUUAUGCAAUGGUCUCUGCAAGAUGGUUUAUUCUUGAAUUGGAGCUUUUUAAGACUGACAAAUGCUGGUACUUCAUCUUGUAUAAGUGGACUAUAAUUUCUUUUCUCAAGACAACUACAUAAGCAGACAAAAUUGCAAAGAUCUGCCCUGUGUCGAGUAUGACAGCCACGACUCGUGGCUCUCCAGUCGGAGGGAAUGACAGCCAGGGCCAGGCUCCUGAUGGACAGUCUCAGCCCCCCCUCCAACAGAAUCAGACUUCGUCGCCUGAUUCUUCCAAUGAAAAUUCCCCGGCAACUCCUCCAGAUGAACAAGGUCAAGGUGAUGCCCCACCACAGGUUGAAGAUGAGGAACCUGCAUUUCCACAUACUGACUUGGCAAAGUUGGAUGAUAUGAUCAACAGGCCUCGAUGGGUGGUUCCUGUUUUGCCGAAAGGGGAAUUAGAAGUGCUUUUAGAAGCUGCUAUUGAUCUUAGUAAGAAAGGCCUUGAUGUUAAAAGUGAAGCCUGUCAGCGAUUUUUUCGAGAUGGGCUAACAAUAUCAUUCACUAAAAUCCUUACAGAUGAAGCAGUGAGUGGAUGGAAGUUUGAAAUACAUAGAUGUAUUAUUAACAAUACUCAUCGCCUGGUGGAGCUAUGUGUAGCAAAGUUGUCCCAAGACUGGUUUCCACUUCUAGAACUUCUUGCCAUGGCCUUAAAUCCUCAUUGCAAAUUUCAUAUCUACAAUGGUACACGUCCAUGCGAAUCAGUUUCCUCAAGUGUUCAGUUGCCUGAAGAUGAACUCUUCGCUCGUUCUCCAGACCCUCGAUCACCAAAAGGUUGGCUAGUGGAUCUUCUCAACAAAUUUGGCACUUUAAAUGGGUUCCAGAUACUGCAUGAUCGUUUUAUUAAUGGAUCAGCAUUAAAUGUUCAAAUAAUUGCAGCCCUUAUUAAACCAUUUGGACAAUGCUAUGAGUUUCUUACUCUUCAUACAGUGAAAAAGUACUUUCUUCCAAUAAUAGAAAUGGUUCCACAGUUUUUAGAAAACUUAACUGAUGAAGAACUGAAAAAGGAAGCAAAGAACGAAGCCAAAAAUGAUGCCCUUUCAAUGAUUAUUAAAUCUUUGAAGAAUUUAGCUUCAAGGGUUCCAGGACAAGAAGAAACUGUAAAAAACUUAGAAAUAUUUAGAUUAAAAAUGAUACUUAGAUUAUUGCAAAUUUCUUCUUUCAAUGGAAAGAUGAAUGCACUGAAUGAAGUCAACAAGGUGAUAUCUAGUGUGUCAUACUAUACGCAUCGGCAUGGUAAUCCUGAGGAGGAAGAGUGGCUCACAGCUGAACGAAUGGCGGAAUGGAUACAGCAGAACAAUAUUUUAUCCAUAGUCUUGCGAGAUAGUCUUCAUCAACCACAGUAUGUAGAGAAGCUAGAGAAGAUUCUUCGUUUUGUCAUCAAAGAAAAAGCUCUGACCUUGCAAGAUCUUGAUAAUAUCUGGGCAGCACAGGCGGGGAAACAUGAAGCCAUUGUAAAGAAUGUACAUGAUCUAUUGGCAAAAUUAGCAUGGGAUUUUUCUCCUGAACAACUUGAUCAUCUUUUUGAUUGCUUUAAGGCCAGUUGGACGAAUGCUAGUAAAAAGCAACGCGAAAAGCUGCUUGAGCUGAUUCGACGUCUUGCAGAAGAUGAUAAAGAUGGUGUGAUGGCACACAAAGUGUUGAACCUUCUCUGGAAUCUGGCCCACAGUGAUGAUGUGCCUGUAGAUAUCAUGGACCUGGCCCUCAGUGCCCACAUAAAAAUAUUGGAUUAUAGUUGCUCCCAGGACCGUGACACACAAAAGAUCCAGUGGAUAGAUCGCUUUAUAGAAGAACUUCGCACAAAUGACAAAUGGGUUAUUCCCGCACUGAAACAAAUUAGAGAAAUUUGUAGUUUGUUUGGUGAAGCACCUCAAAAUUUGAGUUCUUCUCGUUUCAGUCAAACUCAGCGAAGUCCCCAUGUAUUUUAUCGCCAUGAUUUAAUCAAUCAACUCCAGCACAAUCAUGCCCUAGUUACUUUGGUAGCUGAAAAUCUUGCAACUUACAUGGAAAGCAUGAGACUAUAUGCUAGAGACCAUGAAGACUAUGACCCACAAACUGUGAGGCUGGGAAGUAGAUAUAGUCAUGUUCAAGAAGUCCAAGAACGGCUUAACUUCCUUAGAUUUUUAUUGAAGGAUGGCCAACUGUGGCUAUGUGCUCCUCAGGCAAAACAAAUAUGGAAAUGCUUAGCUGAGAAUGCAGUUUACCUUUGUGAUCGUGAAGCCUGUUUUAAGUGGUAUUCCAAAUUGAUGGGGGAUGAACCAGACUUAGAUCCUGAUAUUAAUAAGGACUUCUUUGAAAGUAAUGUGCUUCAGCUUGAUCCUUCCCUAUUAACUGAAAAUGGAAUGAAAUGUUUUGAGCGAUUCUUCAAAGCUGUGAAUUGUCGAGAAGGAAAACUAGUAGCAAAAAGGAGAGCCUAUAUGAUGGAUGAUUUGGAGUUGAUAGGAUUAGACUAUCUUUGGAGGGUUGUGAUUCAGAGUAAUGAUGAUAUUGCCAGCAGAGCUAUAGAUCUAUUGAAAGAGAUAUACACAAACCUUGGUCCAAGGCUACAGGUUAAUCAGGUGGUGAUCCACGAAGACUUCAUUCAGUCUUGCUUUGAUCGCUUGAAAGCUUCUUAUGACACGUUGUGUGUUUUGGACGGUGACAAAGACAGUAUUAAUUGUGCAAGACAAGAAGCAGUUCGAAUGGUUCGAGUAUUAACUGUUUUAAGAGAAUAUAUAAAUGAAUGUGACAGUGAUUAUCAUGAGGAAAGAACAAUUCUACCUAUGUCAAGAGCUUUCCGUGGCAAACACCUCUCUUUUGUAGUUCGAUUUCCAAACCAGGGCAGACAGGUAGAUGAUCUGGAGGUAUGGUCUCAUACAAAUGAUACAAUUGGUUCAGUUCGACGAUGUAUUCUCAAUCGCAUUAAAGCCAAUGUAGCCCAUACAAAAAUUGAGCUCUUUGUGGGCGGUGAGCUAAUAGAUCCUGGAGACGAUAGGAAGUUGAUUGGACAAUUAAACCUUAAAGAUAAAUCGCUGAUUACAGCCAAACUUACGCAAAUAAGUUCCAAUAUGCCUUCAAGCCCUGAUAGCUCUUCUGAUUCCUCAACUGGAUCUCCUGGAAAUCACGGUAACCAUUACAGUGAUGGUCCCAAUCCAGAAGUGGAAAGUUGUUUGCCCGGAGUGAUAAUGUCACUGCAUCCUAGAUACAUCUCUUUCCUUUGGCAAGUUGCAGACUUGGGUAGUAGCCUAAACAUGCCACCUCUUAGAGAUGGAGCAAGAGUGCUUAUGAAACUUAUGCCACCAGAUAGUACAACAAUAGAAAAAUUAAGAGCUAUUUGUUUAGACCACGCCAAACUUGGAGAGAGCAGCCUUAGUCCAUCUCUCGACUCGCUUUUCUUUGGUCCUUCAGCCUCACAAGUGCUAUACCUAACAGAGGUGGUCUAUGCCUUGUUAAUGCCUGCUGGUGCGCCUCUGGCUGAUGAUUCCUCUGAUUUUCAGUUUCACUUCUUAAAAAGUGGUGGUCUACCCCUCGUCCUGAGUAUGCUAACCAGAAAUAACUUCCUACCAAAUGCAGAUAUGGAAACUCGAAGGGGUGCCUACCUCAAUGCUCUUAAAAUAGCCAAACUGUUGCUAACUGCUAUUGGCUAUGGCCAUGUUCGGGCAGUGGCAGAGGCUUGUCAGCCAGGUGUAGAAGGCGUGAAUCCCAUGACAUCGGUCAACCAGGUUACUCAUGAUCAAGCAGUGGUGCUACAAAGUGCCCUUCAGAGCAUUCCUAAUCCAUCAUCUGAGUGCAUGCUUAGAAAUGUGUCAGUUCGUCUUGCUCAGCAGAUAUCUGAUGAGGCGUCAAGAUACAUGCCUGAUAUUUGUGUCAUUAGAGCUAUACAAAAAAUCAUCUGGGCAUCAGGAUGUGGGGCAUUACAACUAGUGUUUAGCCCAAAUGAAGAAAUCACUAAAAUUUAUGAGAAGACCAAUGCAGGCAAUGAGCUGGACUUGGAAGAUGAACAGGUUUGCUGUGAAGCACUGGAAGUGAUGACAUUAUGUUUUGCCUUGAUUCCAACAGCCUUAGAUGCUCUCAGUAAAGAAAAGGCUUGGCAGACAUUCAUUAUUGACUUGCUUUUGCACUGUCACAGCAAAACUGUCCGUCAGGUGGCACAGGAGCAGUUCUUUUUAAUGUGCACCAGGUGUUGCAUGGGACACAGGCCUCUACUUUUCUUCAUUACUCUGCUCUUUACCGUUUUGGGGAGUACCGCCAGAGAGAGAGCUAAACAUUCAGGCGACUACUUCACUCUCUUAAGGCAUCUUCUUAAUUAUGCUUAUAACAGUAAUAUUAAUGUACCCAAUGCUGAAGUUCUUCUCAAUAAUGAAAUUGAUUGGCUUAAAAGAAUUAGGGAUGAUGUUAAAAGAACAGGUGAAACGGGUGUUGAAGAGACUAUCUUGGAAGGCCACCUUGGGGUAACAAAAGAGUUACUGGCCUUUCAAACUCCUGAGAAAAAGUUUCAUAUUGGUUGUGAAAAAGGAGGUGCUAAUCUCAUUAAGGAACUAAUUGACGAUUUCAUCUUUCCUGCGUCCAAUGUUUACCUGCAAUAUAUGAGAAAUGGAGAGCUCCCAGCUGAGCAGGCUAUCCCAGUCUGUAGUUCACCAGCUACGAUUAAUGCUGGUUUUGAGUUACUUGUAGCAUUAGCUGUUGGCUGUGUGAGGAAUCUCAAACAGAUAGUAGAUUCUUUAACUGAAAUGUAUUACAUUGGGACAGCGAUAACUACUUGUGAAGCACUUACUGAAUGGGAAUAUCUGCCACCUGUUGGACCCCGCCCACCCAAAGGAUUUGUGGGGCUGAAAAAUGCUGGUGCUACUUGUUACAUGAAUUCUGUGAUUCAGCAACUCUACAUGAUUCCUUCCAUCAGGAACGGUAUUCUUGCAAUUGAAGGCACAGGUAGUGAUGUAGAUGAUGAUAUGUCUGGGGAUGAGAAGCAGGACAAUGAGAGCAAUGUUGAUCCCAGGGAUGAUGUUUUUGGCUAUCCUCAACAAUUUGAAGACAAGCCAGCAUUAAGUAAAACAGAAGAUAGAAAAGAAUACAAUAUUGGUGUCCUAAGACACCUUCAGGUCAUCUUUGGUCAUUUAGCUGCUUCUCGACUACAAUACUAUGUGCCCAGAGGAUUUUGGAAACAGUUCAGGCUUUGGGGCGAGCCUGUUAAUCUGCGUGAACAACAUGAUGCUUUAGAAUUUUUUAAUUCAUUGGUAGAUAGUUUAGAUGAAGCUUUAAAAGCCUUAGGACAUCCAGCUAUGCUAAGUAAAGUCUUAGGAGGGUCCUUUGCUGAUCAGAAGAUUUGCCAAGGCUGUCCACAUAGGUACGAAUGUGAAGAAUCUUUUACGACUCUGAAUGUAGACAUUAGAAAUCACCAAAAUCUUCUUGACUCCUUGGAACAGUAUGUCAAAGGAGAUUUAUUAGAAGGUGCAAAUGCAUAUCAUUGUGAAAAAUGCAAUAAAAAGGUUGAUACCGUAAAGCGCUUGCUAAUUAAAAAAUUACCUCCUGUUCUUGCUAUCCAACUAAAACGAUUUGACUAUGACUGGGAAAGAGAAUGUGCAAUCAAGUUCAAUGAUUAUUUUGAAUUUCCUCGUGAGCUGGACAUGGAACCUUACACAGUUGCAGGUGUUGCUAAGCUGGAAGGAGAUAAUGUAAACCCAGAGAGUCAGCUGAUACAACAGAAUGAGCAGUCUGAAAGUGAGACUGCAGGAAGCACAAAGUAUAGGCUUGUGGGUGUGCUUGUACACAGUGGUCAAGCAAGUGGGGGACAUUAUUAUUCUUACAUCAUUCAAAGGAAUGGUGGAGAUGGUGAGAGAAAUCGCUGGUAUAAAUUUGAUGAUGGAGAUGUAACCGAAUGUAAAAUGGAUGACGAUGAGGAAAUGAAAAAUCAGUGUUUUGGUGGAGAAUACAUGGGAGAAGUGUUUGAUCACAUGAUGAAGCGCAUGUCAUACAGGCGCCAGAAAAGGUGGUGGAAUGCUUAUAUACUUUUCUAUGAACGAAUGGACACAAUAGACCAAGACGAUGAGUUGAUAAGAUACAUAUCAGAGCUUGCUAUCACCACAAGACCCCAUCAAAUAAUAAUGCCAUCAGCCAUUGAGAGAAGUGUACGGAAACAGAAUGUACAAUUCAUGCAUAACCGAAUGCAGUACAGUUUGGAGUAUUUUCAGUUUAUGAAAAAACUGCUUACAUGUAAUGGUGUUUACUUAAACCCUCCUCCAGGGCAAGAUCACCUGUUGCCUGAAGCAGAAGAAAUCACUAUGAUUAGUAUUCAACUUGCUGCUAGGUUCCUCUUUACUACAGGAUUUCACACAAAGAAAAUAGUCCGUGGCUCUGCCAGUGAUUGGUAUGAUGCAUUGUGUAUUCUCCUUCGCCACAGCAAGAAUGUACGUUUUUGGUUUGCUCAUAAUGUCCUUUUUAAUGUUUCAAAUCGCUUCUCUGAAUACCUUUUGGAAUGCCCAAGUGCAGAAGUGAGGGGUGCAUUUGCAAAACUUAUAGUUUUUAUUGCACAUUUUUCCUUGCAAGAUGGGCCAUGUCCUUCACCUUUUGCGUCUCCUGGACCUUCUAGUCAGGCUUAUGACAACUUAAGCUUGAGCGAUCACUUACUACGAGCAGUACUAAAUCUCUUGAGAAGGGAAGUUUCAGAGCAUGGACGUCAUUUACAGCAGUAUUUCAACUUGUUUGUAAUGUAUGCCAAUUUAGGUGUGGCAGAAAAGACACAGCUGCUCAAACUAAGUGUACCUGCUACCUUUAUGCUUGUGUCUUUAGAUGAAGGGCCAGGUCCUCCAAUCAAAUAUCAGUAUGCUGAAUUAGGCAAAUUAUACUCAGUAGUGUCACAGCUGAUCCGCUGUUGCAAUGUCUCAUCAAGGAUGCAGUCUUCAAUAAAUGGUAAUCCUCCUCUUCCCAAUCCGUUUGGUGAUCCCAAUUUAUCACAACCUAUAAUGCCAAUUCAGCAGAAUGUGGCAGACAUUUUAUUUGUGAGAACAAGUUAUGUGAAGAAAAUCAUUGAAGACUGCAGUAACUCAGAGGAAACUGUCAAAUUGCUUCGUUUUUGCUGCUGGGAGAAUCCUCAGUUCUCAUCUACUGUCCUCAGUGAACUUCUCUGGCAGGUUGCAUAUUCCUACACCUAUGAACUUCGGCCUUAUUUGGAUCUCCUUCUACAAAUCUUACUGAUUGAGGACUCCUGGCAGACUCACAGAAUUCAUAAUGCCCUUAAGGGAAUUCCAGAUGACCGAGAUGGGCUGUUUGACACAAUCCAGCGCUCUAAGAAUCACUAUCAGAAAAGAGCUUACCAAUGUAUAAAAUGUAUGGUAGCUCUCUUCAGCAAUUGUCCUGUUGCUUACCAAAUCCUACAGGGUAAUGGCGAUCUGAAAAGAAAGUGGACCUGGGCAGUGGAAUGGCUUGGAGACGAACUUGAAAGAAGACCAUAUACUGGCAAUCCUCAGUACACUUACAACAAUUGGUCUCCCCCAGUACAAAGCAAUGAAACAUCAAAUGGCUAUUUCUUGGAGAGAUCACAUAGCGCUAGGAUGACACUUGCAAAAGCUUGUGAACUCUGUCCAGAGGAGGAACCAGAUGACCAAGAUGCCCCAGAUGAGCAUGAGUCACCUCCCCCUGAAGAUGCCCCAUUAUACCCCCAUUCACCUGGAUCUCAGUAUCAACAGAAUAACCAUGUGCAUGGACAGCCAUAUACAGGCCCAGCAGCACACCACAUGAACAACCCUCAGAGAACUGGCCAACGAGCACAAGAAAACUACGAAGGCAGUGAAGAAGUAUCCCCACCUCAGACCAAGGAUCAGUGAAAUGCACAUAAUUAACUGGUUCCAUCAAGACUGUGCACCCAGGCCUUACAGUCCAACCUUUUUCUGUGUCUGGCUAAUAUUUAAAACUAGAAAACUAUUCCUAAUCAACAUGGAGUGGAGAGUUUAUUCACUGUCUUAUCUGCAGAAAUUUGCUGUCAAUAUAUAACCCGCCUGCAGUGGAAAGUGUAUAGUGUUUUGUAAUAAAUGGCCUGAUGCUAAUGUGUAAAUGGCAAA
This is a messenger RNA of Marmota monax (woodchuck), 8919 nucleotides long. RefSeq names its product ubiquitin specific peptidase 9 X-linked (gene Usp9x). Lineage: Eukaryota; Metazoa; Chordata; Mammalia; Rodentia; Sciuridae. The transcript is spliced from 46 exons. Gene Ontology annotation, biological process: cell migration; protein deubiquitination. Bases 1006 to 8685 code for a protein of 2559 amino acids. The record is from RefSeq and is a predicted model, not a curated record. Gene Ontology annotation, molecular function: cysteine-type endopeptidase activity; cysteine-type deubiquitinase activity. Gene Ontology annotation, cellular component: cytosol; nucleus.